Molecule: messenger RNA, 708 nt
Organism: Staurois parvus
Lineage: Eukaryota; Metazoa; Chordata; Amphibia; Anura; Ranidae
Source: the annotation of a GenBank genome assembly
AUGAUUGUGGGCCUCAUUCUCUUCUCCCUCCUCCUAUUGGUGGACGGUGAGGAACCGCCAUGUAUGUCCGCCAUCCCAGGACUCCCCGGGACUCCAGGAACGCCAGGCAGAGACGGGCGGGACGGCCUGAAAGGCGCCAAAGGAGAGAAAGGUCUGCCUGCGCACUUGAACGCGGCCGGACUGAAAGGGGAAAAAGGAAUGGAAGGCCCAAAAGGCCCAGUGGGGAAAAAUGGCCCUAAAGGACCCCCAGGGACCCCAGGAGAGAAAGGUGAGCGGGGCCCCCGAGGAGACAAUGGGAUGCCCGGGAACUUCAAGCGUCAGUAUCAGUCGGCGUUCACUGUGAAAAGAAACACGGGUGAAAACCCCGAGCAGAACGCUCCAAUCAAAUUCAAUGAUGUCAUCACCAACAUCGACAACGACUACAACAGGGAGACGGGCAAGUUUGUGUGCCGCGUGGCCGGGCUCUACUACUUUGUGUACCACGCCUCCCAGGCACAGAACCUGUGCGUCACCCUCCGCGUGGACAACAGCGUCAAGGCCAGCUUCUGCGACCACGUGUCCAAUACUCACCAAGUCACCUCGGGGGGCGUCCUCGUCCAGCUGAGGAAGGGGCAGGAGGUGUGGCUGGUCGCCAACGACUACAACGGCAUGGUGGGCAUCGAAAAUAAUGACAGCGUCUUCACCGGCUUCCUGGUCUUUCCAGGUUAA